Messenger RNA from Xenia sp. Carnegie-2017, 726 nucleotides. RefSeq lists its product as uncharacterized. NCBI's taxonomy places the organism in Eukaryota, Metazoa, Cnidaria, Anthozoa, Malacalcyonacea, Xeniidae. Gene Ontology annotation, biological process: DNA integration. The transcript has a single exon. The coding region runs from base 1 to 726 and encodes 241 amino acids. The record is from RefSeq and is a predicted model, not a curated record. Gene Ontology annotation, molecular function: nucleic acid binding.
AUGAAUGAUGGAGAAUGCGAGUGGAUAAAGUCAGCCCAGCUAGAGUUACGAGGGCAACCCGAGUUUAAGCAGUUAGAAAGACAGUACGGACUGAUAGAAAUGAACGGGAUACUGCAUUGUACGGGAAGAUUGGGUGAAUCAGAUUUGGAGGCAGAAGCUAGAGAGCCGAUUGUUUUGCCUAGGAGACAGUAUUUCACAGAGCUAGUGAUUAGGCAGUGUCAUGAAUCUGUUAUGCAUGGGGGAGUUCGGAGCACGUUGGUGCAACUGAGGUCGAAGUACUGGGUACCCAAGGGCAGACAGGAAGUUAAGAGAGUGAGCGGUGGAUGUGUAGCUUGUAAACGAUGGAACAGUAAGCCGUGUACACAAAUAAAGCAAGCAGCGUUACCAGAGUUUAGGGUUAGGAGAGCCGCACCAUUUGAAAAUUCAGGCGUAGAUUUUGCAGGACCUUUGUACGUAAAAACAAAGGCAAGUAUGAGCAAGGUGUACAUUGCGCUGUUCACCUGCUGUGUGACACGCGCGGUUCACUUAGAGUUAGUGCACGACUUGAGUGCAGCGACAUUUCUGCGCUGUUUAAGAAGAUUUUUUGCAAGGUUUGGAACACCGAAACUUAUUGUUUCUGACAACGCCAAAACAUUUAAAGCCGCAAAAAGGACGUUGUGCGACUUAUUUCAAUGCGAAGAAGUAGAUAAUUGCCUUAGCGCUAUAAACAUUGGGGCGGGACGGUGA